Kwoniella botswanensis is the source of this 468-nucleotide messenger RNA. RefSeq lists its product as uncharacterized. Bases 1 to 468 code for a protein of 155 amino acids. NCBI's taxonomy places the organism in Eukaryota, Fungi, Basidiomycota, Tremellomycetes, Tremellales, Cryptococcaceae. The transcript has 2 exons. The record is from RefSeq and is a predicted model, not a curated record.
AUGCGAUUCAGCUCUCUUCUCUUCGCUCUUCCCCUCCUCGGAUCAGUCUUCGCUGCUCCCGCUCCUGCUACCUUCGCCGAAACCGGUCUCACCCUUGAGAAAGAGAUGAAAUUCUUUUCCCAUCCUUUUGAUGGGUAUACUUUGGUAGCGCUGAAUCACGCUCAAGUACUCUUAUCACUCAUUCAUUCAUUCCCCACUACCAACCCAACUCCAACUCCAAUCCCGUCUCAACCCAACAAUACCGGUACAGACGAACCCAAAGCCGAAGCAGACUUGGACUUGGCCAAUCUGAUAUCCAACAUUCGAGCGAGAUACAAACUCCUCUGUUCGAGUCUGAACGUGAAACCUAGGUUACAAGUUGCUCAGAUUGUCGAAGUGGAUCCUCGCUCAGGUGCUGGAGCGAGUGGAGUAGAAGCUGGAUCAGACGGACCCGCAAAAGGUGUUGAUACGACUCAAUUGAGAUUCUAG